UCCCUCGGAGUUGAGCGUGUCACCUCACGUGGUCUCACGGCCCCUCGUUCUACGCGGUUGCGCCUGCGCGGCGGCGGCGGCAGGAGGGUCUGGAAUCCGAGCGUGUUCGUCAGUUUUUCCGCCCACUUCUUCCGACAUGAACGCUGAGAAUUUCGGCGCGAGUGAGAGGCUGGUGAACGCGGCCUACGUGCGGCAGGGGGCGCAAGGCCGCCGCGCGCAUGAGCUGCGCCUGCGGGCGUUGCUGGAGCAGGGCAAGUGUCCUGAAGAUGGAUGGGAUGAAAGUACCAUCGAACUUUUUCUCCAUGAACUUGCCAUUAUGGAUAGCAACAAUUUUCUGAGCAACUGUGGUGUGGGUGAGAGGGAAGGAAGAGUGGCAUCAGGAUUAGUUGCCCGUCGGCAUUACAGGCUAAUCCAUGGAAUUGGGAGGUCAGGAGAUAUUUCUGCUGUCCAGCCUAAAGCUGCAGGUUCUAGCCUUUUGAACAAACUUACUAAUUCAAUAGUUCUGGACAUUAUAAAGCUGGCUGGUGUCCAGACAGUGACCAAUUGCUUUGUGGUUCCUAUGGCAACUGGCAUGAGUCUAACUCUGUGUUUCUUAACACUGCGGCACAAGAGACCAAAGGCAAAGUAUAUUAUUUGGCCACGCAUAGAUCAGAAAUCUUGCUUUAAAUCUAUGAUCACUGCAGGUUUUGAGCCAGUGAUGAUAGAGAAUGUAUUAGAAGGUGAUGAGCUGCGCACAGACGUAAAGGCGGUAGAGGCUAAAAUCCAGGAUCUUGGGGCUGAAAAUGUUCUCUGUGUUCAUUCUACUACAUCUUGCUUUGCUCCAAGGGUACCUGACAGACUGGAAGAACUGGCUGUGAUUUGUUCUAAUUAUGACAUUCCUCAUAUUGUCAACAAUGCAUAUGGAGUUCAGUCUUCAAAAUGUAUGCAUCUCAUCCAGCAGGGUGCUCGAGUAGGUAGAAUAGAUGCUUUCAUCCAGAGCUUGGACAAAAAUUUUAUGGUUCCAGUAGGUGGUGCUGUCAUUGCUGGCUUCAGUGAUUCCUUCAUCCAGGAUAUCAGCAAGAUGUACCCAGGAAGAGCGUCAGCAUCUCCUUCCUUAGAUGUCCUCAUUACACUACUGUCCCUGGGUAAAAGUGGCUACAGACAGCUACUAAAAGAGAGAAAGGAAAUAUUUUCCUACCUUUCAAGUCAGCUGAGGAAGCUAGCAGAAGUCUACAAUGAGAGGCUGUUGAACACACCACACAAUCCUAUUUCCUUAGCUAUGUCACUAGAGAACCUAGAUAAACAUAGUGACAUGGCUGUCACUCAGCUUGGAUCUAUGCUUUUUACAAGACAAGUUUCAGGAGCAAGGGUGGUUCCCCUGGGGUCUUUGCAAACAGUGAAUAACUACACUUUCAAAGGAUUUAUGUCACAUACAAAUAACUAUCACUGUGCUUACCUCAAUGCUGCUUCAGCAAUUGGAAUGAAAAAGCAAGAUGUAGACCUGUUCCUAAAAAGACUGGAUAAGUGUAUGAAGACUUUUAGAAAAGAAAAGAGCAAUGGAAAAGAUGUGCCUGAAAUGGAUAACUGUACCAAACAUACAAGUGCGGGAGAGACUGAAGACUAGAACAAGAUGUGGAUUUUGGAAGACACAAAGUUUGGGGUGAUGAUUUUUUUUUUUUUGAUUGUGGGAAGUUUGUAUCCUAUUUACAUUGUGGAAUAUGCAAGACAGGGAAUUGGAAUUUAAAUUUUAAAAAAAACUUGGAUGAAAUUCAGAUUUAAAAAAAUUAUUGGGUAAUAUUCACCGCUGUGCAGACAGCAAACCAUGAGGCUUUUGCACCUCUGAAAACCCACUUAAGUACUCAAAUAGGGCUUAAAUGGUAUGAAGGCUCUAAGAUGGGUCUUUGUCUAGAGAUGAAUGUGCACCAUUGUGAUUGGAAUUGGACAAAUAUCUAAAGAAAAUUUCAGUGAAUAUUGAUUAAUAUUUUAAAGUGAAUUUGCUUGAGCAGUGUUUUGUAUCCCUUCUGAUUUUGCUAUUGGUAUUCAUUUAGCAAACAGUCCUUUUUUGCUCACAAAAAUGUCUGUGGUCUGAGUGUUCAUACAUGUGAGUAUUUGCUCAUGAGAUGGGCUCACAGCCAUCUCCUGCUACAUCUCUUUAUGGCAUGAGAGGGGAGAUGGAUAUUAUUAAAUGAAAUUUUAAAAUAAGGUAAGGAUGAGAUACAAUGUGGAGAGAUUGUUUUUCCGAGUCCCUUUCCUGAUAGUAGUUUGAACAGCUGCAAACAGGAGUCACAUGUUUGAAGUCUGGACAUGUUCUUAGGCAAGAAACACCAUGGAAAGGCACAGACUCUCUGUGGCAAAGGGAAAUCUACAACACUUCAUACCCAGCCAAUCCUCAGCCCCUGGAAAGAUUUGCAGGAUUGAACAGUCCCACAGGAAGCAUAUGGGGGUAAACAGCAAGGAAAGAAGGGGGCUGCAGUAGGAAGGCAGUGAAAUGGGAAGAUCUUCCCUCCCUCUUGCAUUUUAUGUGCCUUAAUAAUUGCUCUCCUGAAUGGGAGCAAUCAGAAGACCUGCAGUAAUGGGAGAUUGGUUCUCCUCUGGGCCCUGAAGAGGGACAGCAGAUAUUCAUGGAGACUCCCAGGAGGUUAGAUUUACUCCAGCACUUCGAUAAUUUUUGAGAGCAUGCCUCCUAAUUCUGAACCAUCUCCUGUGGGUGGUGCUGCUGCUGCACCAGCUAUAUUCAGUGGCUGACUGAACUGGUUAGCCUAGCUAAGGGCCCAUAUCACUGAAUUUGCUUUUGUUGGCUUAGGCUUGUAAAGUUUUUCAUUUUAAAAAAAAAAAUUAAAAUGGGAUUCAUGCCGCAUAUGCAGAGUGGCAAUUUGGUUAAAUUGAAGAUAUUCCAAAUCAUUUAUUGGUCGAGUGGAGCAAGAUCAAACGCUCAAUUCAGUGACAUUUCUCUGUGUGUCUGUAAUGUGCUAUCUUUGGCACGCCGCAUCUGAUCAAUUUUAAAAAUAAUGGAAUGUUCUAGGCAUCCAUGGGCACACUUCUGUUAGUUCAGGUGGAAAUCAGAACACCAGAAGAACCCAGUUCAGAGGAAAAUCAGGGCCCCAGACUGUUCGUUGCCACAGGCAGAGGAAUCUCUGCUGCCCCCUGUACAUAGCAGAGGCAGCAGCGUAACCUGUUGAGUGGGGAGACGGUAGCCUGGACUCUCACAGAAAUGAGAGCUUUCCAAGGAUGGUAUAUAGGGAGGGAAGUGGGGGGGGAGGAGGGAGAGUCCAGUGCAUAGGGGAGGAGUAGGAACCCAGAGAGGGAGGGGGCCAGGGUGAAGGGAUGCAUUAGGGACCAGAGGGAUGGGGCAGUCGUGAUGGGUGAAGCAGGGACCCAAAAGCGGGGGAAAGGGAGAUGGAGGGGGAAGGAUGCAGGAACCCAAAGAGGACUAGGGGUCAAUGGUGCUGUGGGAGAAGCAGGAUCUACAAGAGAAUAUAAGGGAUGGGAAGCAGGGGCCCAGAGUGGAGAAGGGGGGAGGAGAAAGCAGGGGUGGGGAGUCAGGAGGGGCAAACCAUAAAUACUUGGGGGUGAGGAGCAAGGACCUGGAGAGUGGGGAAUGGUGAUGGGGAGUGUAACAGGGCAUAGCAGGGCCACCCUUGGUCCUGCCUCUGCUCCACUCCAAAAAGCACUCCAAGACCUUCUGGCUCAGCAGUCAUCAGUGCAGUUUAUUUGCAUAGUGCCACCCCACCACCUUCUCACCAGGUCCAGCUUGGGGGCUCUAGCCUUGAGGACUCCUUAGUCUCUGGACCCAGAAGGGCAGAGCUACCACACUCCUUCCCUGGCUCACCCCUUCUCUUGCUCUCUCUCCCUCUUCCCCCCACCCCCCCGCUGUCUGCCACUGGGCCUGUAUAUAGACCCAGGCUAAUCAGGCUGGCAGCUGUUUCUCCUUUGCCAAUCAGCCACUGGUUUCCCCCAGUCAACCCCAAUUUACCUCCUUUAAUUGGAGUUGGAGUGACAGAGAGCUGGCUCAGCUAUUGCUGCUGAGCACCCUGUCACAGGGAAGGAGAUAUGCAGGGGGGACACAUAGAUUGGAGCAAUGGGGACACUGGUAUGAGGAAGGGGGUGGAGGAGUUGUAGGGAGAUCCUGAAAUAGAGGAGGAUGCAGUAUGACACAAGGAAUUUACUACGGGGGAAAUGGAGGAAUGCAAGUAGCCCCUAGGGGCACAUUGUGCUUCGCCUGCUGAAGCUAUGAAGAGUGUGACCCCCACACACACUUUUACAUACACACAUUUUGUUUUGUGAUACCAUUGUCUUGGCAUAUUUUUACUUUAACAUAAUAUCACUGUUUAAAUGCUGCAUUAAUUCUAUCCUCAAGUUAGAUUUUGUUAAACUUACUUGUUCAUAAGCAUGAUUUGUAUGAGCCACUGUAAAAUACUUUUAUACAAACUAAGGCCCAUAAAUUGUAGAAUUCUGCCAGCCGGAACAGAACUGCCAGACUUCCUAUUCUGCCAGUGCCACAAACCUUUGUGCCCCAUUUGUCCACUUCUUUCAUUGGCAUCGUCAGGGCUUCUUUCCUCAACACUAAUCUCUAUGCCUGGAAUGCCCCGCAAGGGCCGCUAUUCUCUCUGCAAUCAAAUCUGUACUUCAGGCUCACAUCGAAGACUCAGCAAAUGCCCUCAUGAAGCGAGUCAAUUUAAUUUUUUUAAAAAAAAACCUUGUACCAUCAUGAUGUGCAUGUGCCUUAAACUAAAUACCUCUGUAAUGUCAUUGCUGCUACUCUUGUUUCUUCUCACCCCGUUGUUUGUCACUCUCACUUGCUGUGCCGCUGUCAUUUGUUAUGUCAUGUCGCAUCUUAAUUUAGACGGUAAACUCUGAAGGCCAUAUGCUGUGGGUAAUUUAAUAAUAACUUGAAAUGAAAUUUGAUUUAAAUAAUCCAAACUCAAAUAGAAAAGAAUUACCAAACCUUUGUGUUGGUCUCUUACAAUGCAGAGCUAGUUCUGUACAAAAGAUCUGAGCCAAAUUAUUAAACAGAAUGCUUUUAAAGGAAGAUUAUAAUGUCAUUGACCACUAUCCACCAGUAUGUAUGAUAAAGUAAGUAAUGUGCAUUCCAGUGAUGCUUCAGUUACUAACUUAAUCUUUCCAUAUGUCCCUUACAAUAACCAAUUAUGGACAAGACGAUGGUAAAUACUACCCCUUGGAAGUGGGCAGAGUUUCACAGCACUGCUGCUAGAAAGUGGUGAUAGAAUGGAGGCAGCAUUGUUUGGAGGUAGGGCGAGAGGGAAAAGCUGACAAUGUCUGCCUUCCAUGAAAAUUUUGCAGUGAGAUUUUAUGGCGAAGGAGAAGAACUCAAGAACUUUUGCUGCACUGCACCCAGCCACAAAGUUCACAGGAAGGUAUGAGUGAACUGACAUUUGACCUGAUGAUCAUGUGGAGAUUUUGAGCAACUGCACUUUCAACAUAAGUAAGGCCACGGGACCUCCCACAACUCCUCAAAGAAAACCAAAUUAAGUGGUUGAGAGGGGGUGGGUUUGUGUGUAGGAAGGGGCCAGUGCUGUUUCUUCACAGGGUGUGCGAGAUGCAGUGCUUUAGUUCCAUUUUACCAUGUAAUAACUUGUGCUAAUUAGAUGUUCCUGAAUGUUUGACAUGUCUGAUUAAUUGUGUAUUAAGAUCUCUUAUAAUGUCUUACUUUCACGGGCAAAAAUACAUAAUAAAUGUUUUAAUAUA
Molecule: messenger RNA, 5685 nt
Organism: Dermochelys coriacea (leatherback sea turtle)
Lineage: Eukaryota; Metazoa; Chordata; Testudines; Dermochelyidae
Gene: SEPSECS
Product: Sep (O-phosphoserine) tRNA:Sec (selenocysteine) tRNA synthase
Exons: 11
Coding region: 137-1603 (488 amino acids)
Biological process (GO): selenocysteine incorporation; conversion of seryl-tRNAsec to selenocys-tRNAsec
Molecular function (GO): O-phosphoseryl-tRNA(Sec) selenium transferase activity; tRNA binding
Source: RefSeq, a predicted model, not a curated record